CCCUUUUCCUUUCUCUCUCUAAAACUCCCUUUGUUUUUAGGGAGAGAAAAACCUCCACCGCCAUGGCUACCCACCGCCGGCGACACCACCACCACCACCAUCAACACUCUCAUAACCGUUUCCGUUACCUUAUCCCUGUUAUUUCCGCAAUUUCGGCUGCUAUUCUUGUCCUGUACGGUUUAAUCUCUCUGCUUGCACCUUCACCUGACCAUCUCCAUCACCUUGUACGACGGACACCGUUCGAUGAUAAUGGCGUUGGUGAUGAUUCACCUCGAGUUACUUCGCUGUUUAAAGUUCCGAUCAGUGGUGGGAGUAAGAUGGUGAGUGAUCGAAGUCUAUGGAGUACACGGAUGUCAAAGUUUUAUUUUGGAUGUAGCAAUGCUAGCAAUAAGUUUCCAAAAGUAGAAACAGUCACAUAUCCCAAUCGAUACUUGCUGAUAGCCACCAGUGGGGGUUUAAACCAACAGAGAACUGGGAUUACAGAUGCUGUUGUUGCUGCACGAAUUCUGAAUGCUACUCUUGUUGUUCCAAAGCUGGAUCAAAAGUCUUUUUGGAAGGAUGCUAGUACUUUUUCAGAGAUAUUUGAUGUUGACUGGUUUAUAUCACAUCUAUCAAGAGAUGUAAAAAUCAUAAAAGAACUGCCCCGCAAGGGAGGCAAGAUUUGGACUCCUUAUAAUAUGCGUGUGCCUAGAAAGUGUAACGAGAGAUGCUAUCAGAUUCGUGUACUGCCUGUGCUUUUGAAGAAGCAUGCUGUUCAGCUGAGCAAGUUUGACUACAGACUUUCUAACAAGUUGGAGACUGAUUUGCAAAAGCUUAGAUGUAGGGUAAACUACCAUGCUUUGAAAUUCACCGAUCCUAUAAAUAAAAUGGGUCAGAAAUUGGUCAACCGAAUGAGGAAGAUGGGCAAGCACUAUGUUGCUCUUCACCUGAGGUUUGAACCUGAUAUGCUUGCAUUUUCAGGAUGCUAUUAUGGUGGUGGAGAGAAGGAAAGAAAAGAACUGGGUAAAAUACGGAAGAGGUGGAAAACUUUGCAUAGCAACAAUCCGGACAAAGAAAGGAGACAAGGAAGAUGCCCACUUACACCCGAAGAAGUGGGUCUGAUGCUGAGAGCACUUGGAUAUAACAAAGAUGUUCAUCUUUAUGUGGCUUCUGGUGAAGUAUAUGGCGGCGAUGAGACAUUGGCGCCUUUGAGAGCACUCUUCCCAAACAUUCAUUCAAAAGACUCCAUAGCCACCAAAGAAGAGUUGGAACCGUUUUCUGCAUUCUCUUCUCGUAUGGCUGCACUUGAUUUCAUAGUGUGUGAUGAGAGUGACGUAUUUGUUACAAAUAACAACGGCAAUAUGGCGAAAAUUUUGGCUGGGAGGAGAAGAUACUUCGGACACAAACCAACAAUACGUCCUAAUGCUAAGAAACUGUAUCGUUUGUUCCUUAACCGAGAAAAUAUGACAUGGGAAGAAUUCUCUUCACGAGUACGUACUCAUCAAAGAGGUUUCAUGGGGGAACCGAAGGAAGUAAGGCCUGGGAGAGGUGAAUUUCACGAAAACCCAGCUACUUGUAUAUGUGAAGACACAGAAGCCAAAUCAAAACUCGAAACUCUCCCUCGGAAAUUCGGCAAGAGUAACCUUGACUUGGAUGAAGUAGUUGCCGAUCAGGACAUUGAAAACGAACCUGAAUCAUCCGACCAGGAUGAAGACGAUGAUCUUAUCGGCCCUCAAUUUCAACAUCUAGUCAACGAUACAAGUAUGGACGAUGAUUCUUUGAUAUCCGAAUCACCCGAACUAGAAGAGCUGCUUUCGGAUUAAUUACUAGAUCCCAGUUUUACCAUCUGUCCUUGUUGCCUGCUUGCAUGCACUCUUUUUGCUGGAAAUCAAGUUAAAGUUUUAGUUCGCGGGAUCGUGUUAAAAGGUUCAAGCCAUGAAGCAUUUGGUACAAUACGUCAACGGCAUACUAGAUCGAUUGUCGUUAAACUGUACAGAAGUUAAAUGCUCUCGGGGGGUUAUGGUAACGACAAAUACAACUUCAAAAUGCGAAUCGGAGGUUCGGUCCCCCUUCCCAUCACUAAUACUAUAAUGUUGAAGGUUUCCUAAUUCAGUUUUCGUUAGAAAUGCACAGUUGGUAUCGAGGUUUAUCCGUGGAUGGAAUCUGUUAAAUAUUUUUUCGUCGUUUUUAUGUAGUUUUUGCAGUAUAUUUGAUGGUAACGCAGGAAUGUAUGAAACCGAUCCCGUUCGGGACCCAUGUUUUUUUUAUAUUUUCUAGUUUCUUUG
This is a messenger RNA of Cynara cardunculus var. scolymus (artichoke), 2264 nucleotides long. RefSeq names its product O-fucosyltransferase 6-like. The transcript has 11 exons. Lineage: Eukaryota; Viridiplantae; Streptophyta; Magnoliopsida; Asterales; Asteraceae. The record is from RefSeq and is a predicted model, not a curated record. Bases 63 to 1802 code for a protein of 579 amino acids.